This is a messenger RNA of Sporisorium graminicola, 1056 nucleotides long. RefSeq lists its product as uncharacterized. The transcript has a single exon. The coding region runs from base 1 to 1056 and encodes 351 amino acids. The record is from RefSeq and is a predicted model, not a curated record. Gene Ontology annotation, cellular component: endomembrane system. Lineage: Eukaryota; Fungi; Basidiomycota; Ustilaginomycetes; Ustilaginales; Ustilaginaceae.
AUGAAGCCACUCCGCUUCAUCCUCAUGGCAGCAGCACUGCUGCUCGCCGUUCUCACCAUCUCCGCCUCCGCCGCCACCCACUGGGACAAGGACGACCACGAGAUCUUCGAGCUCCAGUCUGCACUUGAAAAAUCCGAAGGCAAAGGCGCCACCUUCUAUUCGGUCCUCAACAUCAAGCCUACGUCCAACUUGGCGGAGAUCAAACGUGCUUACCGCAAGAAAUCGCUCGAACUGCAUCCGGACAAGAAUUUGGGCAUGGACGGCGCGCAGCAGCGCUUCGAGCGACUCGGGCUGGUGUAUAAGAUCUUGCGCGAUGGGAGGAAGGACAGAUACGAUCACUUCUUGAAGUCUGGCUUUCCCAAGUGGAGGCAAAACGGCUACUUCUACGAGCGCUACCGGCCUGGGCUUGGAAGUGUGGUGGUCGGCAUUGUGCUAUUUAGUAUGGCGGUCGAGGUGGGCAUCUCGAAGCUCACGAGUGGACAGGAGAGGAAGAAGAUCGAGAAGCUGAAGAUGUCUGCUAGACUGGUCGCGUGGGGUCCCCGGUACCAGGCCAUCCUCGCUUCUGUCCUCUUCACCUCGGACACACCCGCCGGAGUGCCGCCCAGCAAGAUCCCGCAGACAGAAAAGAAAGUGCGCGUCCCUAUCACAGGCUUCGCCUCCCUCCCGGCCUUUCCUCCCACCCACGCUAUCAAAGCAGGAGACGUGGACUGGGACGUCCAGGAACAACUCACGCGCUCGCUCCUCUCGAACCCCGCCUCCUCCGCCACCGAUGGCGUACCCAUUGUCGAGUGCCGCGUCAAGGGCGACGAGGUAGCGUUGUAUGACAAGUUCUCGAACGAGUGGGUAAGGCUGGAGGAGGAUGAUGCUAGGCCGAGCGGAGUGCUCCAGACGUGGCCGGUGCGGCUGGUGGGCGCGCUGGUGAACAAGGUCACAGGAAAGCAUGAGGAUGUGUUGGGCGAGGUUGAGGAGGAAGACGAGGUGGUCCUGGACGAGCACGAAAAGGUGAAUGGAGCCAAGAAUGGGAGGGCGCUCAAGAAGGGGAAGAAGAACAAGUAG